Gongylonema pulchrum is the source of this 138-nucleotide messenger RNA. NCBI's taxonomy places the organism in Eukaryota, Metazoa, Nematoda, Chromadorea, Rhabditida, Gongylonematidae. The record is from the annotation of a GenBank genome assembly.
AUGCUGGAGGACCUUGACAAGGCAACACUUAUUGACUUAGGUGUCAACACCAUUGGUGACCAGGUACGUACGUUCGGUAUAAAAACUGUUGAUGCCCUUGGCUUCUUCGAAGAUACUUGUGGCCUGUUUCCUGAGAAA